UAAGACGUCAAAUAUUUGAGACUACCCUCAAGCGACAAACCAAUUCGUCCUCAUAACAGUGAACACUGUCUAUUGGGAUUAGACUUUUUCGAACCUGUUUGGCGUCAGUAAUUGCAACCAAACGAUACACGAAGGUUGUUAGAAUGAGGAGAUUUCUAAAUUCCAUUUUGAUGGCUGUGGCUCUCACUAGCCUGAUUGCUAGCUCAUCGACUUUGUCGGUGAAUUUGAAAGGCAAGGUUUUGGACAAUGGCAAAGAAGGUAGCUAUGACCCGUUUAGUUGGUCAGAGCAGCCCUCCUGGAAGAUCAACGCCGAUCGUGAAAACAAGCCAUCAGCCGUUGACUGGGAUGAUGUAGAAUAUCGACUACCCGGAGAUCUUUUGCCAAGCGUUUACACUAUUCGGUUACUUCCCUUCAUCGAAGAAGGUAAUUUUACCACGGAUGGCUACAUUGAAAUAUACGUCGACUGCGUCAACAACACCAAAAACAUUGUACUCAACAGCGUCGAUAUCGACAUCCAUCAAUUAUCAAUCACGGUGCUCGAUUUGGAGACAAAAAAUCCGCUGGCAGUGGUAGGCCGUGAGGACCAGCAAGACACUCUUCAGAAGGUUAUCAUAAAAACGGCAGGCAGUUUAGUAGCUGGUAGACGUUACAAGAUCUCCAUGGGAUUCACUUCCAUCCUGAACGAUAAACUAAUUGGGUUCUACCGUUCUUCCUACGUUGAAAAUGGUGUAACCAAGUAUUUAGCUACUUCCGACAUGGAACCCGCCGACGCCCGUGUUGCCUUCCCCUGUUUUGAUGAGCCCGAAAUGAAAGCUCGUUUCUCCAUCAUCUUGGGCCGCAAAGAAUCCUGGAAGUCUUCUAGUAACAUGCCUAAAAUAGGAACCAAUCCAAUUGAAGGCAUGCCCGGCUACGUCUGGGAUUUCUUCGACACAACGCCAGUCAUGUCGACUUACUUGGUAGCCAUGAUGGUCUCUGAAUUUGUUAGCACUCCAUCCGAUCCUGCGUUGAGCAACGUUGAAUUUCGCGUUCUGACUAGACCCGAACUACAGAAAGAUGCUACGUACGCCGCCAACGUCGGACCAAGGAUUCUGGAAUACUUUGAAACCUUUUUCGGAGUCGCUUAUCCUUUGGCCAAGGAAGAUUUGGCAGCCAUUCCGGAUUUCGGACCGGGUGCCAUGGAGAACUGGGGACACAUCAACUUUAGGGAGAGCUAUUUAAUUGUGAACGAGAAUACGACCGCUUCCAGUAAACAACGCGUAGUUGAAGUUAUUGCUCACGAACUGGCUCACAUGUGGUUUGGUGAUCUCGUUACUAUGGAAUGGUGGAAUAAUAUCUGGCUGAACGAAGGGUUUGCUCGUUAUCUGCAAUACUUUGGAGCAGACUCGGUUGAGCCCAGCUACAAACUGCACGAGCAAUUCGUCGUGAACACGUUGCAGCGCGUGCUCGUGUCCGAUUCUCUCGAUUCAACUCACCCAAUGAGCUAUCCUGAAGAGAAAAGUCAAGUUUUCGAUACCAUCGAAUACGACAAAGGUGCAAGCGUGAUCCGCAUGUGUGCCAACUUCCUCGGAAUGGAUACUUUCCGACGCGGCCUCAACCGCUAUCUCACCAGAAACGCGUACAGCAACGCAGUGGAGGAAGACCUGUGGAACACUCUUGAAGAACAGGCUGCCAUAGACGGGGUGAUCCUUCCGGACUCUUUGGCGAAAAUCAUGGCCCCUUGGACGCAGACAACCAACUAUCCGCUCAUCACUGUUAAGCGGACUUAUAUCGAAGGCGAUGGAGCUCUAGUCACGCAGAGUCGUUUCGUGCUACCUACAAGCGGCGAAGGAAACUCUGUCCAAGAGGACACUGUUUGGUGGGUGCCGUUGACCUACAGCCAUGAUUUUAGCCUCCACCCUACAACUGCCUGGAUGUCAACAGCCACCAGGACACUUGUUAGCCUUGCAGCUACAAGUGACCAGUGGGUCAUCUUCAACGUCAAUCAAGCAGGAUUCUAUCGAGUUGCUUACGACGAGGCCAAUUACAACAUGAUUGCCGACCAGCUGAUUGCCUCUCACGGUCACAUUUCGAUUCCUAACCGGGCCCAGCUGCUCGACGACGCUUUCGUGCUCGCCAAAAUCAACAAGAUCUCGUACAACAUUGCAAUGGAUCUGACUCUCUAUUUGAAAUAUGAACGGGAAUACGUUCCAUGGCGUUCUGUCCUCGACGAACUCGAUUACCUCGACGUUAUGCUGCACAACGAGCCGCAAUAUGUGGACUGGAAGAUUUACAUGACGUCGCUGGUGACACCGUACUACAACCAUGUUGGAUUCCAAGAAUCGGAAUCAGAUGCCCAUUUAACCAUCUUGUCUCGAACUGACGCUUUGAAUUGGGCGGGCAAAUUGAAAAUUGACGAUUGCGUCCAAAAUGUGAAGAGCCAAUACGCCGCUUUAAUGGAACAACCAGAUAUGAGACUGUCACCGAACCAGAGAGAUUUCAUCUUGCGUGCGGGCGUUGAAAACGGCCGCCGAGCCGAGUGGGAUUUUGCAUACGAGCAAUACAAAGCCUCAGAUUCGGACAGUUUCCUCAUUGCCAUGACUUACACGAGAGAGAGCAGCAUCGUCUACGAUUUGCUGGGCAAGAUGCUCGAUCCUAAUUCCAUUCGUUCCGAAGACGUUGAUAAGGUGUUUACCAACUUGGCUGCCAAUCCGUUAGGUAACGCCAUGGCUCUUGAUUUCCUAGUCCAGCGCUGGAAUGAUAUCGAAGAUGCGCUUGGAACGAGUCAUUUUGUUACAUUCUUCCGAUCGCUGUGUGAUCGUCUUAAUAAGCAGACACAAUAUGAACAGAUGGUGAAGCUGCGUGACGACCAUUUCGACAUCCUUGGUAAUUCGACGACGGUUGAACAAGGUCUUGGUGUCAUCCAAACUAACAUUGAAUGGAUGUCUGCUAAUCAAUUGGAAAUUGGGGAAUGGCUAAAAGAUCCUUCAACGGCAACAGCUUUACCUACAACUGAGGCAACUACAGAAGCACUAACGACAACAGCUUUACCUACAACUGAGGCAACUACAGAAGCUCUAACGACAACAGCUUUACCUACAACUGAGGCAACUACAGAAGCUCUAACGACAACUUCUACUGAACAUACUUCUACUUUAACUUCCUCAACUACUUCAACUACUACAACUACUUCCGCCACUCCUGCACCUACCACUCCCUCUUCCGGCGAAGACAUGCGAUUGCCCGGUGACAUCAUUCCCAUCUCGUACGACGUUCGAAUGUUGCCAUUUGUUGAGCUCAUCGAAUCCGGAAACUACACAACCGAGGGCUCCGUCGUGAUCGUCGUCGAAUGUAUCAGAUCCACCAGAAACAUUUCAAUUAAUAGCGCUGAACUUGUCAUUCGUAGAGGCACUAUAUCGAUCUUGGACAUGCAAACAAACAGCCCAUUGGCGGUGGUCGAUUACUUUGACGAGCAAUCAACUCGCGAAAUCAUAACUAUUCAAACGGCCUCAAUGCUCGGCGCGGGUAAACGAUACAAGAUCUCCAUGAGCUUCAAGUCGACUCUCAACGACGAUCUGCGUGGGUUUUACCGCUCCUCUUACAUAGAAGAAGGCGUUAGGAAGUGGUUAGCUGUAACCCAGUUCGAGUCGACUGAUGCACGACGUGCCUUUCCCUGUUUUGAUGAGCCGAGUAUGAAGGCAAAUUUCACAGUUGCACUAGGCCGAAAAGAUAAUAUGACUGCCGUUAGUAACAUGGAGCAGAUUAAGAGUGGGCCUGUCGCCGGAAUGCCUGGAUACAUUUGGGAUUCCUUUGCACCGUCGGUUAAGAUGUCGUCCUAUUUGGUGGCCUUUUUAGUAUCUGAUUUUAUCAACAUUUCGGCAAAGCCAGGAGUAAGCAAUGUCCAGUUCCGUAUCUGGGCUCGAGCAAAUGCUGAAAACCUUACAACGUACGCCAUCGAUAUUGGACCGAGAAUUCUAGAAUACUUUGAGAGUUAUUUUAACAUCGACUACCCACUAGCCAAACAAGAUAUGGCAGCCAUUCCCGACUUCGCAGCUGGUGCCAUGGAGAAUUGGGGACUGAUCACAUACAGAGAGUCUGAUUUACUGAUUGACACCGAGACGGCCAGUGCUCGUCAAAAACAACGAGUUGCUAUCGUGAGCGCCCAUGAGCUGGCUCACCAGUGGUUUGGCGACCUUGUCACCAUGGACUGGUGGAACGCAAUCUGGUUGAAUGAAGGAUUCGCCAGUUACAUGGAGUUCAUCGGCACGGAUUCGGUUGAACCCGAUUUCAAAAUGAACGAUCAAUUUGUUAUCGAAAAUUUACAAUACGUUUUUGGGAUCGAUGCGCUGGAGACGUCCCGACCCAUCAACAUCGAAGUAAACACACCUGCGGAGAUCUCGUCGCUUUUUGAUGCCAUUUCUUAUGAAAAAGGGUCCUGCAUCGUUCGGAUGUGCGCCGAUAUGUUGGGCAUUGAUGCAUUUAAAAGAGGACUUACACGCUACCUAAACGACAACGCUUAUGGUAAUGCCCAGCAAGACGAUCUUUGGCAAGCCAUGCAGGAACAGGCUGACGAGGAAAACAUCGUUUUACCCGCUAAAGUCAAAGAGAUCAUGGACACUUGGACUUACAAAAUGGGCUAUCCCGUCAUCAAGGUGACGCGAGACUACGCAACUGGAGGGGCGCAAGUAACUCAGGAAAGAUUUUUGCUGAGAAAAAUGAAUACGACGGAGAUUGACCCAACAGUUUACCAGUGGUGGGUGCCCCUCACUUACAUCAAUGCUGGACUUGAGCCUUCCCAAAAGGUGUCUGAAUGGCUCUCGAAAGACGACGUCAGCACGUCGUUGAACGAUCUGGGAGCAGAUGCCGAUCAAUGGGUCAUUUUCAACGUCGACCAACAAAACUAUUACCGCGUUGCCUAUGAUGGUACCAAUUACGACCUUCUCACCGCCCAGCUUAUGGCCGAUCACCAGCGAAUUGUUCCAAACAAUCGAGCCCAGCUUUUGGACGACACUUUCAUUCUGGCGUCAGUGGACAUUGUUCCAUACAAAAAUGCCCUGGAUUUGUCGUUGUAUCUUGCUCAAGAAAAGGAGUACGUACCCUGGAACGCUGUCCUCGCCGAAUUCAACUAUAUCGACUCUAUGCUGCAUAACCAAGCACAGUUCCCAGAUUGGACGAUUCACAUGACAAAUAUAGUGACUCCAUAUUACAAUCAUGUUGGAUUCCAAGAAUCGGAUACGGAUGCACAGCUCACCAUUUACGCCCGUACUGAUGCCAUGAGUUGGGCGUGCAGACUUAAGAUUGCUGAUUGCGUCGAUAACUCAAAAGCUAAAUACGCAGAACAGAUGAACGACCCAGACAACAGCCGGAUCUUGUCGCCCAACCAAAAGAGUACCAUUCUUAGGACAGGCGUGGAAAACGGUGGCCAGGCUGAAUGGGAUUUUGCAUUUAGUCAGUACCUUAGCAAAUACGACACCUCUUUUCUGAUCGCCGCCACUUGCAGCAAAGAAAGUAGUCGUCUCUACAAUUUACUAGAGAUGAUGCUGGACAGCGAGUCUGGUAUCCGUCUCAGUGAUGUCAACACUCUAUUUAAAAACGUUGCCUCAAACCCGCUGGGUAAUCUUAUUGCCACUGAUUUCCUAGUCAACCGAUGGAAUGACAUUGAACAGUCUUGGUUGGGAAGUAAUUACUUUGUCAACUUCUUCCGCUACGUUUGCGACCGCCAGAACACGCAGACACAGCUGGACAGAUUGCUGAAGUUACGUAAUGAUCACUUCGACAUCCUCGGAAAUUCCAACACUGUGCAACAAGGUAUCGACAUUGUCGUAGAAAACAUCAAGUGGAUGGAGCUGCAUCAGGAGGAGAUUGGAACUUGGUUAGUGGAUCCGUCAGUAACAGAACCUCCUGCAACUACUACAACUUCGACUACAACAACUUCGACUACUACAACGUCGACUACAACACCUUCGACUACUACAACUUCGACUACAACACCUUCGACUACUACAACUUCGACUACAACACCUUCGACCACUACACGGACAUCUACGACAACCAGCUCAAGCACUGCAGCUUCGACGGUUUCAACUACACCGGUUCCUACUACACCUUCGGCCGGCUUCAGAUUUACAAAAAUGGAUUUCACUUCUAUUUUUGCAGUUGUUUUACUAUGGAAAUUCUUGGUACACUAGGUAAGGUUUAGUUCUAAGCAUUAUUUUCUGGCCGAAUAACGCAUUAAAAUGAGAAGUGUCGCUAUUCUGAAAUAAAACUUGGACCAGUUUA
Messenger RNA from Daphnia magna, 6255 nucleotides. RefSeq lists its product as uncharacterized. Gene Ontology annotation, molecular function: zinc ion binding; peptide binding; metalloaminopeptidase activity. Lineage: Eukaryota; Metazoa; Arthropoda; Branchiopoda; Diplostraca; Daphniidae. Gene Ontology annotation, cellular component: cytoplasm. Gene Ontology annotation, biological process: peptide catabolic process; proteolysis. The record is from RefSeq and is a predicted model, not a curated record.